AUGACGAGCUCACCACCAGCUUCGCCUGGCAUGAUGUCGCCGCGUCCUAUGAGCGCCAUGGUCAAACCCUCGUCCCGAAGCGCCAGUCGGCUGAGUAUGAGCAGUAAGGCCGGCGGUGGAAGUAGAGCAUCUGACGAAGAAGCGAGAACAGCAGUCAAAGUCGCUAUACGCGUGCGCCCACCGUUGAAACCUACAGAUCCGGGCUUCGAACUUAUACCCCAACGAUUUCAACGUUCCAUGGUCCAAGCCACGUCCCAGACAAAUCUAGCCAUCGAAUCGCCUCAGGGCAAGAAGCUCUUUGUCUUUGACCGCGUUUUCGGACCCGACAUCAACCAGGAGGGUAUAUGGGACUACUUGAGCGAGAGUGUCUCUGCUUUCGUGCAAGGUUACAAUGUAUCAAUUAUGGCAUACGGCCAGUCGGGUGCUGGAAAGUCCUUUACCAUGGGCACGUCCGGCCCUGGUGACCAAGCGGAUUUGGAAGUCAUGGGUGUGAUUCCUCGAGCUGCAACGUCGCUUUUCGAAAAGCUAGAAGGCGCCCCAGUCAAGAACUCCAACCGUCAAUCCAUGUCUCAACUCAGAACACCUCAGCGGUACUCCAUGUCGCAAGCGCCAACCCCGAAAGCAGAAAAGAACUGGUCAUUGAAAGCAACUUACGUCGAGAUUUAUAAUGAGCAACUUCGAGACCUGCUGGUAUCAGAGGACACGCCUGUCCACGAACGAGGCAAUGUCACGAUUCGCGAAGAUACCAAAGGCAACAUCCUCCUGACGGGCCUGCGACAGAUGGAAAUCAAUUCCAUUAGCGACUUGAUGAAUGCCUUGAGUUUCGGUUCGACUAUCCGUCAGACUGAUGCCACCGCGAUCAAUGCGAAGUCUUCACGUUCCCACGCUGUCUUUAGCUUGAACCUUGUCCAGCGCAAGCCCAAGACCAGCACAGCGGCGGAGAAGCGGAUGUCAGUUCCCCUCGAGGCCAUGUCUGGAGCAGAAACUCUCGUCACCACCGACAGCAAGCUUCACUUUGUCGAUUUGGCUGGCAGCGAACGUCUCAAGAAUACGGGCGCCCAAGGAGAGCGAGCAAGGGAGGGUAUCUCUAUCAAUGCCGGUCUUGCCGCCUUGGGCAAGGUGAUUUCGCAGCUGUCAUCGCGUAACUCUGGCGCCCACGUGUCUUACCGAGACUCGAGGUUGACGCGACUCCUCCAGGAUUCGUUGGGUGGUAAUGCCAUAACGUACAUGAUUGCUUGUGUCACCCCGGCUGAAUUCCAUUUGAGCGAAACCUUAAACACCGUGCAGUAUGCACAGAGAGCACGUGCCAUCCAAAGCAAGCCAAGAAUCCAACAGACUGAAGAAGGCGACAAGCAGGCAAUCAUUGAACGUCUAAAGGCCGAAGUUGCAUUCUUACGGGAGCAGAUCCGCAGUGCCGAGCGUGGUGGGGGUGACCGACGCGGUCCCGUGGUAAGCGAGAGGUCCGAGCGACACAACGAGCGGGAACAAGAGCUGCAGAACCAUCUCUUGGACGUUCAGGAGAAUUACACAACUCUGAGUCAGCGCCAUGCAAGACUCAUUGCCGAGAUGGCUAGAGCGCGAGACAACGAAGCUGCUUCCGAGAACCAGCCAGAGCACUCGGAUGACUCGGCCACAGAACGGCUGAACCGCUCCAACUCUUUCGCUCAAGCAGUCGAGCAAGUUGUGCUAGAGUAUGAGAAGACCAUUCAGUCUUUGGAACAGUCUCUCUCCAGUACCCGCUCAACGCUUUCCACUACGGAAGGCAACCUGCUCGAGAAGGAGACAAAGUGUGCGUACGUUGAGACCAUCAACACGCAGCUUCAGGCUCGCCUCCAGAAACUGAUGGAUCGGGAAGCCAACACCGAGAACUAUCUGCAUGAUCUGGAGACGAAGCUCGAUGGCCAUACAUCCGGAGAGGAGAAAAAUGCAACCAUAGUCUCGGAGCUACGGAAAGAGAUUGUGCGCAUCCGUGAAAAUGAGGCUGCUUGCGAAGAUUACAUUUCGACACUUGAAGAGAGGUUAGCAGAGGCUGACCAGGACAGUGAGCUCAUGCAGCGUGAGAUUGAUCGCUUGGAGCAAGUUAUUGAGCGCCAGCGAAGUCUAGGCAAGCUGGACAACUUGCUUUACGAAUUGGACAACAUUCAGAAAGACGGCCCUGAGGCCGAGGCUAGCAACGGAGUAGGACACCGCCGCACAUUCUCUGAGCGAUCAACCAAGAGUCACGUCAGUCGGACUUCCGUCAGCCACGCGCGCCGCGAACUUCCCGAUGUUGGCGAAGAGGAGGCAGAGGAAGACGAAGACGCUGCCAAGGUUGCUCAAGACAAGGAGCGUGACUCUGCUGAAUCUGGAGAGCACUCUGGAGAAGAGUCCACGCUGGAUGUCAAUGAAAAGCCAUCAGUCGCCGAAUAUGAGCCGACGAGUCCUGCACAAAGCAAAUUUGUCGCCGAUAAGCUUGAGAAUGUGACGGAAGAGCUUAUUCAUCUUCGAGUGGAGCACGAGACAACCUUGAACGAAUACGACACUUUGCAGACCAAGUAUGAAGAGGCUCUGAAGACUUUGUCGGAGCUUCAGGAUGCGAUUGAUGAGGCUAAGCACCCCAGUCGCAACCGAGACUCCCUUCUUUCUGCCACAUCCCCAAACGAAACUCGCCCGCCGUCUUUUUUAUCCGAUGCCAAGACCAACGACACAAAGGAUGGGACCCGCUUCUCAUCGCGAUCGCUCUCCUCGGAGUUAUCCUCAGCUAUGGAAUCCCCAGCUACUAUCGAUUCUCCGAGUGAUGUCGAGACACCGAAGCCCGCAGAGUCUGUUGACUCUCCUACGCAGGAGAUUGUAGCUUCAGCGCCCGACACUCAAGACGAACUUUCUCUUGAGUUAGAGCAAUUGAAGUCGUUGGCCGCCGAGAAGGAGGCAGCGGAGAAGGAGCUCGCUGAGAAGUAUGCUCAGCUUGAGCAAAAGCACAGUGAGACUCUGGACAUAGUUGAAGAGUUGAAGACAGAGGUCGCAAAGGCGAAAUAUGCUGAGCCUCCCUCACCAAGAAGCGCCACCCCAGUGAUCCGUCGCAAAUCUAGUCAAAAUUUUAUGAUCAUUGACAGAGCGCACAGGUCGUUCGCUCAGCUGAGGAACAUUGCAGCAGAAAACUUUGAGGAACAGCCAGAUAAGAUGGAAAACUUUGAAGUGCAUCUCAAUGCCGCCAUGCACGAACUGCACUCCCGAUCGGAACGUAUCCAGGAACUCGAGGCUGAUGUUGCAAAUGCCAAGAAGGAGAUGGAGACUAAGAUGACCAUCAUUUCCGGCCUCACACGAGAGCGCUCCAGCUUGAAGGCCAGUCCCAUGGACAUGUCUAUGGUCUCUACAAUGAGGAACCAGCUCGAGCAGAACGAGAAACAGUUCAAGAAUCUUCAACAAGCACAUGCUACUCGCGAGUCCGAACUUAUGGCCGAGCUGGAAGCCCUUCGCAAGAACAUCCAAGAGACGGCAGAGACAAAACCGGUGGCUUCAGACGAUUCAGCCGCCAAAGAACUCUCUGCUGCCCAUGAUGAGAUUGUCGCUGCGCAGGUGAAGAAGAUCCAGGAGUUGGAGUCUGACCUGAGUGACUGGGAGAGCAAGCAUCAAGCUGCACUGCAGACAAUGCAGGCCACAGAAAGUCAGAUGAAGCAGACCAUUGACGAACUAGAGACUCAAGUUGCCGCAGUAAAUGAUAAGUUUACUCAAUCGCAGGACGGCACUCAGAAUCCUGAGGAGGCUAAGGACGCCGAGGACAAACACCAGGCUCUUAUUACAUCCCUCCAGAGUGAGAUUAGCGAAUACAAGUCCACGAUUGAUAUCAAUGCCAGCAAGGUGGCAGAGCUGGAGAAGGCACACUUGGCCACCAAGACUCAAUUGGAAGAAGCCACUCAAGCGCACGAUCUGGCCGCGAACAACCACAAGGACCUUGUCACCAAGCUCGAAUCUCAGAUCAGCGAACACGAGCAGACUCUCAAGACGCACCAGCAAAACCUUGAGCAGCUCCACGCCGACCAUGCCAAGGGCAUUGACGGCAUCAAAUCUAGUUCGCAACAAGAGUACGAAUCGCAACUUUCUACUCUUGUUAAUGAACACGCCGAGAAUGUCAGACUCCUGGAGAGCGAUCUUGCUGAUGCGCGAGAGGAACUUUCUACAAUUGCUAGUCAAGUUGCUAACACACUUGGUGUGGAGGCGAGCAUUGACAAGAUCAACGAGAAGAUCGAGGAGCUUCUUGCUGACCAGAAAAUGCUGCUGGGCGAGCAAGAAAAGAAGGCCGAGCUCGAGAUCCAUGUCAAUGAGCUGUCUUCUAUUAACAACACGAUCAUGCGCGACCUUGAAACCGUCAAAUCUGCGCUGAACGAUAUGCUCAAAGCGGACGGCGAAAACAUCAAGAGCCCAUAUCCCUCCGUAGCUGAACAGGUUGCAGCAGUCACGAAGAGGCUUGGCGACCUGGAGAACAAGAACAAGAAGCACUCACGCCUAGUAGAAGAGCUUGAGGAUCAGCUUCAGACCAACUAUGACCAAGCUCAAAUCACCAGCAACCGUCUCUCAACAUUGCAGUCUGAGCGUCAGGCACAGUUUGAGGAGAUUGCAGCAGCACGUAUCAAGGCGCAGGCCGAUCUGGAUCAGCUUCGCGAAGAACAUGCGGCUCUGCAGACUCGUCUGGAGCAGACAGAAGGUGUCCAAAGAUCCAACUCUUUGAACUCACAAGUCCGCAGGAGUGCAUCGCACACAUCGCUGCCAUCUCCUCCUCCUGCCAUUCCUCUGCCACCUUUGCCCGGCGGUGGUUCCACUUCUCCUCCGCCAGGUGCGUCGCCUGGUAGCGGGCGACCGCAGAGCAAUGAUUUGGCCAUGGCCCAGAUCAGAGAAGACCAGGAUGCUCGCAUUCGUACGAUUGAGCGUCAUCUGAACGCAGAGAAGCAGCUGACGUCGACUCUUGAGGAGGCUCUCACAGAUCUUGAGAGACAAUCGAACAAGGUCAAGGCAGACUGUGAGGCCUGGCGCAAGCGGGCCAUGGAGCUCGAGGGCGAGGUCAAGGAUCUCAAGGACAAGCCACAGAAGGACAGCCGCUGGCGCGACAGUCUCCAGCAGGUCGAAGAGGAGCGCAAGAAACGCCAAGACGCCGAGAGAGCUGCCGCUCAUCUACAAGAGCGGAUGGCAGCCAUCAACCAGAAGAAAAAGAAGAAGGGCAGUCUCAAUUGCUUCUAG
Messenger RNA from Pestalotiopsis fici W106-1, 5211 nucleotides. RefSeq lists its product as uncharacterized. The coding region runs from base 1 to 5211 and encodes 1736 amino acids. Gene Ontology annotation, biological process: microtubule-based movement; mitotic spindle organization. The record is from RefSeq and is a predicted model, not a curated record. Gene Ontology annotation, molecular function: microtubule binding; microtubule motor activity; ATP binding. The transcript has 3 exons. Lineage: Eukaryota; Fungi; Ascomycota; Sordariomycetes; Amphisphaeriales; Sporocadaceae.